CUUAUCCGUUCGAUGAAAUGCGUGGCCCGGUCCCAGCUUCCUUUCUCUAUAAAUAUCUAAAAGCACUCGUGAAAUUUUAAUUGAACCGCAGAGGGUGAUGGGUUCAGAGACGAAGAUGGUGGAUUUGUUGAAGGCCGAGAUACCCUUCGAGCAAGAGGAAAACCUUCUCCUUUUGCCCGAGGUGGAGUCCGGAAAGGCUGUUGGUCUCGUUCUUGUCGACAUCCUCAAUGGCUUCUGUACCGUUGGAGCUGGCAAUCUGGCACCAACCGAGCCCAACAGACAGAUAUCGGCGAUGGUAGAGGCGGCGGCGAGGCUGUCGAAGGUUUUCUGUGAAAGGAAAUGGCCUGUCUUUGUUCUUCUUGAUUCCCACCAUCCCAACAAGCCUGAACCUCCUUACCCACCUCACUGCCUAAUUGGAUCAGGUGAAGAAGAUUUGGUCCCAGCACUGAAAUGGUUGGAGACAGACCCAAGUGUGACAAUCAAACGCAAAGAUUGCUUCGAUGGGUUCAUUGGUUCAAUGGAGAUGGAUGGCACUAAUGCUUUUGUAGAGUGGGUGAAGACUAAUGAAAUCAAGAUUGUUUUGGUGGUAGGAAUAUGCACAGAUAUCUGUGUUUUAGACUUUGUGUGCUCCACGUUAUCUGCUAGAAAUAUUGGCCUUGUACCACCACUGGAAGAUGUUGUGGUUUAUUCAGGUGGAUGUGCUACCUUCGACUUCCCCAUUGAUGUUGCUAGAAAUGUCAAAGGAACCUUAGCUCAUCCACAGGAAUUGAUGCAUCAUGUAGGACUUUACAUGGCAAAGGGAAGAGGAGCCAGAAUAGUGCAGAAAGUAUCUCUUGGCUCCUCAGAGGAACUGAGAUCCGGCCAUAUUCAGCAUAUUUAAAAGGAACCAAGGAAUAUGAGACUAGUGAAAAACUUAUCAUGCUAAUGUUCUUGGAUGGUUUCGUACAUGCAAUUGCGAAAUAGGCUCUCCUUAAUGUAUAAAGUGAAAAUUAUGGUAUCCACCAAUGAUCGCAUUAUAUGGACUAGUCCAUGUUCUUCUAGUGUUUGGGAUGGUUUCCUCCAAUGUCUAUGUAAUUCCGUUCUUAUAGUUCCAAAGCUGCAUGGCAAUCCUCUAGAUGUUUAGUAAUAUAAGCAUUCGGUUUCAAAUUGU
This is a messenger RNA of Phoenix dactylifera (date palm), 1150 nucleotides long. RefSeq names its product nicotinamidase 1-like. The record is from RefSeq and is a predicted model, not a curated record. NCBI's taxonomy places the organism in Eukaryota, Viridiplantae, Streptophyta, Magnoliopsida, Arecales, Arecaceae. Gene Ontology annotation, biological process: pyridine nucleotide salvage. Gene Ontology annotation, molecular function: nicotinamidase activity.